Messenger RNA from Sorghum bicolor (sorghum), 2029 nucleotides. RefSeq names its product transcription initiation factor TFIID subunit 12. Gene Ontology annotation, cellular component: transcription factor TFIID complex; SAGA complex; SLIK (SAGA-like) complex. Gene Ontology annotation, biological process: RNA polymerase II preinitiation complex assembly; DNA-templated transcription initiation. The transcript has 8 exons. Gene Ontology annotation, molecular function: protein heterodimerization activity; TBP-class protein binding; DNA binding. The record is from RefSeq and is a predicted model, not a curated record. Lineage: Eukaryota; Viridiplantae; Streptophyta; Magnoliopsida; Poales; Poaceae. Bases 316 to 1812 code for a protein of 498 amino acids.
GGCGAAGGGCUCGGGCGGGCGUCGGAGUCGCCUCUGCGCUCUGGCGAAGGGCCAGGACCCGCGUCUGCGUCUCCAGUCUCCAGUCUCCACUCUCCUCUCCAGCGCAAAUCGAACCUGCCUAGUUCCCAUCCGGCGGCGGGAGCUCCUGGGUGAGCCGGUGAGGACGCCGCACCACCACAUCCGGCCGCUGCUCAGUGCUCACCACAGCUAUCGCAUUUCUCGGCUCCGUUCCCGUACGUUGGUUCAGCUUUUCCAUCCUUCUAACCCUACCAAACGGCACCACAAUCCCCCCGGCCGGGCAAUUCGUCGAACAGCAUGGACGCGCCUCCGCCCUCGCAGCCGGACGCCGCGGCGGCGCCGCCCUCCUCGACCACGGCUUCUGCUCCCUCUCCGGCGCCACCAUCCAACCCACCCACUUCUACCGCCGCCGCCGCAGCACCCGCGUCCGAUUCCGCCAUCACCACAUCUAACCCGAACCCAGCUACCGCCGCAAACCCCACUCAAACCCUAGAGGCUCCAGGCCCCGUCCCCGCGGCCGCGCGGCCGCCGCCGCCGCGAAUGAGGCCGCCUUACACCCACCUGGCCGCGCCCAUCACGAUGUCGUCGUCCUCCUCUGGGGCUGCCACAGCCGCGGCCUCCUCGGCUUCCGUCCCGGCCGCUUCCUCCGCGGCUCCUCCUGUGCCACGCGGUGGGGUUGUUCUGGGGGUGCCUGCGCCGCGUCCCGCACAGACGCCCGCUGGUUACACUGGGUUCGUUCCGCCGCCUCCGCUUGCUCACCAGUUUGGAUUGAUGCAUCGCGGUCCUGACCAGCCCCCGCCUUCAUCUUCGCAGUUUAGGCAACCUUCCCCUGGGAUUCAGAAUAUUGGGAUGGCUGGAUCCAUUAACACAUCCCAGAUGAGGCCAGGAGCAAUAUCUGGUCCGCAGCAGCCCAGACCUGGACUUCCAUCAUCAACAACUACUAUCCCAUCUGGUAGCCAAAUGCCAGGUUCACAAAGAGCCCCCUCUCAGUCUUUAAUGAGGCCGAUGACUGUGAGUUCUCCUUCUCCUUUGCCGGCUUCACAGCAAACUCCACAAAGUUCAUCUUCAACAUUUAGGCCCCAACAGAGGCCACAAAUUUCGCAACCAAGACCACAACAAUCUGCACCUGUGACUCCACCUCAACAGAACAUAAUUUUAACACAGCAGCAGCAGCAGCAGCAGCAGCAGCAUCAGAAGCAACAACAACAGAGUUCCUCACAUCAAAAUCAACAAAGUACUGCCCCAAAAAAUCAGCCACAACUUUCUCAGCAGCCAGCCGCUCGUACUCCAAUAUCAAUGACACCAAAGCCUGAUUCACCAGCUGUACCAAAUGUUGCUGUUUUACAAUCUGUGGAUGCAGCUGCAACUGAUGCAAAUGGUAGUGAAACUGGUGCUCGACUAAUCACCAAGAGAAGCAUACAUGAAUUAGUUGCACAGAUUGAUCCUAAUGAAAAACUGGAUCCUGAAGUUGAAGAUGUUCUUAUUGACAUCGCGGAAGAUUUUGUUGAGUCUGUCACAACAUUUGCUUGUUCUUUAGCAAAGCAUAGGAAGUCAAGCACAUUAGAAGCAAAAGAUGUACUUCUCCAUGCAGAGAGAAGCUGGAAUAUCACCUUGCCAGGCUUCAGUGGUGAUGAAAUCAAACUAUACAAGAAACAGCACAUAAAUGAUAUUCACAGGGAGAGGCUUGCUCUGAUCAAGAAGUCCAUGGCGACUGACACAAGAAUCUCUGCUGCCCAAGCAGCAGCUAACCAGAAAAACCAGACUCCGAAACCACCUGCCCCAGCUUCCCCGUGAAAGAUGUCCAUGGGCCCUGCAAAAGCCAGUAUCACGCAUCACAUCUUUGGUGUUCGGACAGUUGUGGGAUUGUUGUUUGUUGAACCGCUGGUGGCAGUAGAUGUGUUGCAACGGGUAGAUGUACAAAUGAUUUUGUCAUUACGAGUAUCUGGUUAGAAUGUUAUUUUGUUAAUACAAGGCAUGGUUCCAUAUUAUUGUACAUUACUUUCGUUCUAAA